AUGCAGCGGUUUGCAUCCAACUAUAUAAAGACUACAAAGUACAAUGCCCUAAGUUACUUGCCACUAUCACUUCUUUACUAAUUCAAACGAUUCGCAAAUAUAUACUUCCUACUUAUUUCUAUACUCAGUUUUUUCCCCUCAAUCAGUCCUUUCAGCGCUUUAUCAUCGACUUUACCAUUUGCUUUUGUUGUUAUGGUCUCUGUAUUUAGAGAGGGAGUUGAGGAUCUAGCUCGCUAUAAAUAAGAUAGAGAAAUUAACAGAGUAAAAGUUCAGAAAGUGAAUAAUGAUGGAAACUUGGUGGAAAUUUAUUCGUCUUCAGUUUAAGUAGGCGAUAUACUCUAUAUUCCUGAGGAUACAAUGUUCGCAUCAGACAUGAUUCUACUUGACAGUUCAAGUGAAGGCGGCUAGUGCUUUAUUUAGACUUCGAGUCUCGAUGGCGAGAAAAAUCUAAAGAAGAGACUGAAGCCUAAGGAUUUCUUAUUCAAGAACUAAAAUGAAAAAGAUAGUGCCAGAAAAGACAAAUAAUCAUUAAAAGGGGGCAAGUUCCCAGUUUUUAAAGGCAGGUGUGAAUGUGAUUUACCAAAUGCUGAACUUUAUGAGUUCUCAGGAAACCUCAAAUACGAAAAGAGGAGUUAUGCGUUGAGUGCAACUUAAUUACUUUUGAAAGGUUCAAUUCUAAAGAAUACUGAAUGGAUUAUAGGCUUUGUAGUGUACACUGGAAAUGAAACGAAAUUAAUGAUGAAUUCUAAAGAGGGAACAUUCAAGACAUCCAAAGUUGAAGCUAAGAUGAAUUAACUAGUCAUCUUGGUAUUGGGAAUUCAAAUAUUUUUGUGCCUCUUAGUUAGCUUUGUUGGAAUUAACUGGUACAGAAACGAUAGCUCAGACUAUAAAUAUCUGUAGUUAACAGAUGCAUUAGGAACUAGCUUUGUUGAGACUUUUUUCAGAUAUUUUUUGCUUCUAAAUACUUUGAUUCCAAUUUCAUUGAUUGUAACUAUCGAAGUAGUUAAAACAGUUCAAGCUUAUUUUAUUACUAAUGAUGCAGAGAUGUAUUCUCUUGAAAGGGAUAGACCUGCCAAGGUUUCAUCAGCAAGUUUGAAUGAGGAACUUGGCUAAAUAGGCUAUAUUUUCUCAGAUAAAACUGGCACACUCACCAGAAACAUAAUGGAGUUCAAACUUUGCUAAAUAGGUUAAUAAUUAUAUGGAGAUGCCAAUCUGCUGGAGUAUGAUACCAAGCCUUUGCAAUAAAAGGUUUUGAGGUACAACUAAAAGCAAGGAACAUAAUAUACUUUCAAGAAUAAGUAAAUUGAGAAUGUACUCUUUAGAGAAAAUAUCACUGAAGAGUCAUCAACAAUGUGUGAUUUUAAAGUAAUGUCAAAAUCCAGAAAAAUUGUAUAUAAAAUCAUGCAUCAGCAAAUUUUAGUGGUUGAAUUCUUAAAGCUAUUAUCAGCUGCUCAUUAGUGUAUGCCUGAGACUAAAAAGUCAAAUGGAAUGGAAGAGAUAUUUUAUUAAGGACCUUCUCCUGAUGAGGUCACUUUAGUUGAAUUCGCUUAAUAGCAUGGCUAUGAAUUUUAUUUUGGAAACGAUAAUUUUGCAAAGGUAAGAGUCUAAAAACCUGCAAAAAGAAGUCCUUCAGACCAAGUGACUCAAUGGUAGAAGAUAAGAAAUAUUGAAUUUGAUGUUUAUAGGAGAAUGGAUUUCAACUCAGACAGAAAGAGAAUGAGUAUUUUGCUUAAGGACCCUGAUGAUGGCUAUUAUAAGUUAUACGUAAAGGGAGCUGAUUCUAUUAUAAAAGAUCGCCUAGAUAAAAAGUAGUUAGAUAAAGAAUAUAUGGAAGAAAUUGAUGAUUUCUUAACAAGGGCUAGUGUAAAGGGGUACAGGACUUUAUUAAUGGCUAUGAAAGUAUUAGAUGAAGAUGAAGUUAAAACCUUCUUAGAGGAUUGUGGUAAAGCAGAAUAAAAUCUGUUAACAAAGGAUUAGUAACUUUAGUAAAUUUACAAUGAUUUUGAAAGAGAUCUUGUGAUAGUUGGAGCAACAUGCGUUGAAGAUAGACUCUAGGACAAAGUUCCCGAGACCAUCAGAGAUCUACAGAACGCUGGAAUUAAAAUUUGGAUGCUAACUGGAGACAAACUAGAGACUGCAGAGAAUAUAGGAUAUUCCUGUAAUUUACUAAGAAGAGAAAUGCACAUUAUUAAAUGCAGUAAUCUUGAUGAUGUUAAGAGAGAGUUCAAUGAUGAAAAAGGCUAGAUUAAUGAAUAAAUGCAAAGAGAUUAAAUACCAAGAGGAAUCCUAAUUGAAGCAGGAGCACUAAAAAAUAUCCUAGAAGAUGAUUCAUUUACAAUAAAGAGACAUUUCCUGAAGAUAUCUAAGACAUGUGAAGCGGUAAUUUGCUGUAGAGUUUCACCUGCAUAGAAGGCAGAUGUAGUUAAACUAAUCAAAGAUGAUGAUCCAAAAACAGUUACUCUUGCAAUUGGUGAUGGAGCUAAUGAUGUCUCUAUGAUUCUUGAGGCACACAUAGGUAUAGGAUUAUAUGGAAACGAAGGUAUGAGAGCAGUUUAAUCAGGUGAUUAUGCACUUGGUGAAUUCAAAUAUCUUUGGAGAUUGAUUUUAAUACAUGGAAGAUUGGCAUAUAUAAGGAAUUGCGAUUUAAUUCUCUAUUUCUUCUAUAAAAACAUUGUCUUCACUUUACCAUAGGUAUUUUAUGCAUUUAUAGCUGCAUACUCUGGAUAGACAAUUUAUGAUGAUUGGUAUAUAACAUUUUACAAUCUCUUUUUCACAUCACUUCCGUUAAUGAUUGUGACAUUUAGACUAAUGACAACAUCUCGUUAUUUCACAUGGAUUAACUUAGUCAGUAUCUAUAUUCUAUCAUUAGGAGUUUAUGUAGCAUACAUGUGGGGUUCUAAUUACACUGGCUUUUCUAAUACUUAUUUAUCUAUGGUUACUAUAUUCUAGUCUCCUCAUUAUUAUUUGACUGUAUUUUUAUGUGUUGGCUUUUGCUAUUUGACAGAUUUAUUUAUUGAAGCAUGGAAAUUUGAAAUUACUACAAAUCCUACUGACUUUCUCAGAAAAAUAAUUUCAAAUGGAAAAGACAUUGAUAAGCAUCUUGAUGAAUUCAAUAGAAUAUAUCUUGGUAUAAAGACCUAGUAUGUUGAUAAAGACAUUGAAAGAGAAGGUAAAAUAGAAGAAAGAAGAGACUUGAGAGUAAACAAAUAUGGACCGAAUAAAUUUAAAGACUUUAAAAAGAAGGAGGUCAAGAAACAGAUUAAGAAUGAGAUUGAAUUGGAAUUUAUCGAACAAGAUGAAAAGGAUAAAUAUAUCAAUAGUAAGUAUAAUAAAGAAUCAGAUGAUGAGGAGGAGUAGGGAUAUACUAGUCCAGAUCUUUAUGCUCAUAAAAAUACUGCUAACACAAAACCACGAAUGCUUUAAGUUAUAGAAGAAGCAGAAAAAUAAAGAGUAAGGAAAAAGUUCGAGGAGUAUAAGUAUAAUGCAGAAAAGGUUAAGGCAAACCAAGAAAAGAAAGUAGAUAAUACAUAUUAUAGAAUUGGAUAGCAAAAUUAAAGAUCUUUCAGACAACCCUCUUAAUCGGAAUCAUCAUUUAAGUAGAUGAAUGUUAUCUAAAAAGGAGAAACCUUGACUAAUUCUGAUUAAUAAACAUAUGGACAAAGGUUUAAGAACUAGAGAGCUAAUCUCUAAAGUGACUAAAUAAGCAAUUUGAAUAAUCAAAAUCACCUCAAAGAAAAUACAAGUUAGUCCUAAUCAUCUAUCAAUCAAAGAUCAAUCAGCAAAAAGAGUUAAAGCAAAUACGAGAUAGAAGAAUCAGAUGAUGAAGCGAGUGAUAGACAUAAGAGAAAGAAAAUAUAAAAGUUUUGA
This is a messenger RNA of Stylonychia lemnae, 3867 nucleotides long. Lineage: Eukaryota; Ciliophora; Spirotrichea; Sporadotrichida; Oxytrichidae. The record is from the annotation of a GenBank genome assembly.